GUGAUGUAUACACAUCACCCGCGGGUGAUGCAGUUCUUUCACUUUAGACUUUUCUCCAGCGGGCAUCCCAUCCCAUUUCAUUUCUCACUUCUAUCCUUUCUCUCAAUUUCAUUCCUUUCUUCUUCUUAUUUUUUUUUUUUUCUUUAACGAACAAAUCAUGUAUCCUCCUUCCUCUUCUUCUUCCUCUUCCUCUUCAAUGACCUGCUCUUCCGCGCAAAAUCACAAGCCGUUGGGUCCCACCAACCUCACGCGCUACGUCUCAGCUCCAGGCUCGCUUUUGACUUCGGCCGUCGAUUCGAUCAUCGGAUCGCACCAGCCUCAACAUCAACCAUCGCUUGUGCCGCCUCCUCACUACUUCUCUUCGCCUCACGAUUCCUCCUCUUCUUGCUCUUCCUUCACAGCCGACUCCACCUGCAAAGUCAACUCAUCCAACGAUCCUAAACACUCCAAAACCGGACUUCAGAGAUCCUACGGCCUCAAUGAAAUCGCUCACUGCUCCUUGCUCAGACAGAGAAGCUCUCCCGCUGGCUUUCUCACCAGUCUCACUGCUGAAAACGGAGGUUUUUCAGUUACAAGGGAGUCUGGAACCUAUAUGUCACAAGGUGGCUCUAAUGGUGGCCUUGGAGUGUCAAGGUUAAAGUCUCAAUUGAGCUUUAACAGACAAGAUUCUCUUUCUCAAAUCUCUGAAAUAAGUGAGAAUGGCAUUGAUGGAGUUAGCUCAGGUAACCGCCAACAAAAUCGUGCACAUUCAUAUGCCACGACUAGUUUUGGAUUAGAUUCCUGGGAUAAUGGCAAUUCAAUCGUGUUUUCUGCCCCUCCAAGUAAACGAACUAAAACUAUGGAUGGUGAUAUUUUUAACUGUUUCAAUGGCUUGGAAACUCAGUUUAGCCUGCCACAGACAUCUCUUGAAAUGGCCACGGUGGAGAAGUUACUCCAGAUCCCUGAAGACUCCGUCCCCUGCAAAAUCCGCGCUAAACGUGGCUGUGCCACCCAUCCCCGGAGCAUUGCUGAAAGGGAGCGAAGAACUAGAAUAAGCGGAAAACUGAAGAAACUGCAAGACCUGGUUCCUAACAUGGAUAAGCAAACGAGCUAUGCCGACAUGCUGGACCUGGCAGUGCAGCAUAUCAAAGGCCUUCAAAACCAAGUUCAGAAACUGCAACAAGAAGUUGAGAACUGCACAUGUGGGUGCAAACCAAGUUCAUGAUGGUAACGAAUAACACGAGGACAGCAAAGAAGGUAGACAAAAAUUUGUACUUUACCAUAACCUUUUGAUUUUCGUAACUUUGAAGUGUAAGUUGUAAGUAUGAUUUAAUUGAAAAAAUGUACAUAAGCAACUAAGUUUUUGUUUUGAAUCAAAGAUGUGUAUGUUUUGUUCAUUAGACAAAUAAAAAUGUGAUGUAGUUCAA
Mangifera indica (mango) is the source of this 1406-nucleotide messenger RNA. Its product is annotated as transcription factor bHLH128. NCBI's taxonomy places the organism in Eukaryota, Viridiplantae, Streptophyta, Magnoliopsida, Sapindales, Anacardiaceae. Gene Ontology annotation, cellular component: nucleus. The record is from RefSeq and is a predicted model, not a curated record. The transcript has 6 exons. Gene Ontology annotation, molecular function: RNA polymerase II cis-regulatory region sequence-specific DNA binding; DNA-binding transcription factor activity, RNA polymerase II-specific; protein dimerization activity. The coding region runs from base 158 to 1204 and encodes 348 amino acids. Gene Ontology annotation, biological process: regulation of transcription by RNA polymerase II.